This is a messenger RNA of Erigeron canadensis, 3078 nucleotides long. RefSeq names its product receptor-like protein EIX1. The transcript is spliced from 2 exons. The record is from RefSeq and is a predicted model, not a curated record. Bases 1 to 3078 code for a protein of 1025 amino acids. NCBI's taxonomy places the organism in Eukaryota, Viridiplantae, Streptophyta, Magnoliopsida, Asterales, Asteraceae. Gene Ontology annotation, molecular function: protein binding.
AUGAAAACCACUUGUCUUGUCAUUCUUAUAUUACUAAUCCAGUCCUUUCAAACAUAUGGUGCAAGCAGCAGCAACACUAUGAUGAGGGCUUCCUCAAAUGUUACAUGUUUCCAAAGAGAGCGACAAUCAUUGCUUGUAUUCCGACAAGGCCUUACAGAUAAAUCAAACCGGUUGUCAACAUGGACCGGAGUAGAAUGUUGUGAGUGGGAGGGAGUUGGGUGUGACAAGAAAAAUGGUCAUAUUGUCAAAAUCGACCUUAGAUCUCCAUUGUCUUUCUUAGACGACUAUACUAUAAACACAAGCAACUGGCUCGAAGGUAAGGUAAGUUCUUCCUUACUCAACUUGAAACAUUUGAGUUACUUGGACCUAAGCAUGAACAAUUUCUUGGGACAAACUAUUCCUGAAUUCAUUGGGUCUUUCAAGUAUUUGGAAUACCUUAACCUCUCUUACUCGGGUUUUAGUGGUGUAGUCCCUCCUCAUCUAGGAAAUCUCUCAAUGUUACAAUAUCUUGAUCUUAAUUACCUAGAUAGGUAUGACAUGGUGUCUUCCUCUUAUGAUGUUUCUUUGAUGGUCAAGGAUGAUAUGUGGUGGGUAUCUCUCUUGUUGUCAUUAAAGCACUUGGAUUUUUCAGGAGUAACAAUCGGUAACCAUAUUGAUUGGUUUCAUCCGGUUAACAUGUUACCUUCUUUACUUACAUUGAACUUGGCCUCGUGUAAUAUCAAUAUCCCUUCCAAAAGAUUUAGCAAUUUCACUUCUCUUAAAUCACUUGAUCUCUAUGGGAACAAUAUAAGUUCGACCAUUCCUCUUUGGUUAUCAAACCUUACCACCCUCGUGCAUGUAAACCUUAGAAAAAAUAACUUCCAUGGCCGAAUACCUGAUUCUAUCGGAACCAUUAGCUCUCUUUCUUCCAUUGACCUUUCAUCAAAUCAAUUGUCUGGUCGAAUACCUCCUUCACUUGGUGGCCUAUCAUCUCUAAGAGCGCUCUAUCUUGAUAACAAUCGAUUGAAUGAGAGUAUACCUAAAAGCAUUGGACUACUCACAAAGCUACAAGAGCUCUAUCUUGAUAAUAAUCAUUUGAGUGGGAACACUCCCACUAGUCUUGGUGAGCUUUCAUACCUCCAAUACCUUUAUCUUUCUCGUAAUCAAUUGAGUGGGAGCAUACCUGAAAGCAUAGGACUACUCACGAUGCUUCAAGAGCUCUAUCUUGAUAACAAUCAAUUAAGUGGUAACGUUCCAACCAGUAUUGGUCAGCUUUCAAACCUCCAAUAUCUCUAUUUUGAUUGUAAUAAAUUGAGUGGGAACAUACCUAAAAAUAUUGGACUACUCACGAAGCUACAAGUUCUCGAUCUUUCUUAUAAUCAAUUGAGUGGGAGCAUACCUGAAAGCAUUGGACUACUCACAAGGCUACGAGAACUCUAUCUUUGUGAGAAUCAAUUGAGUGGGAACAAUCCUACUAGUAUUGGUCAACUUUCAAACCUCGAAUACCUUUAUCUUGAUAGUAAUCAAUUGAGUGGGAUCAUUUCUGAAAAUCACUUCACUAAACUCAACAAACUAACCAUCUUGUGGUUAUGUUAUAAUUCAUUGACAUUGAAUGUCAGUCCUCAUUGGAUUUCUCCCUUCCAAUUGAUUGAUUUUAAUGCAAGCUCCUGCAACAUUGGACCCCAAUUUCCAAAUUGGCUUCAAACAUCAACAAAUCUUCAAGGUUUAGAUCUUUCAAACUCGGGUAUUAAAGAUAGCAUACCAGAGUGGUUUGAGAACAUCUCAUCUCAUAUUCGAGUAUUGGAUUUGUCCGACAACCAAAUUGGAGGAAAUUUGCCAAAACUAAUUAACCAACAUAGCUGGAAAUCAAUGGACUCAGGUCUCCUUUAUCUUAAUCUUCGAAAAAAUUACUUUACCGGAAGUGUUCCCACACACUUAUGUGAGUUGCUUAAUACACAACUAUUGGAUUUAUCCGAUAAUAACUUCUCUGGAGUUCUUCCCAAUUGCUUAGGGAACUUGAUUCAACUACGAGUGAUGGAUUUGACAAAUAACACAAUAACCGGUAUAGUUCCAACUUCCUUAGGUUCUCUAUCACAUCUCAAGUCAUUACACUUGCACAACAACAAAUUUGGGGGCGAUCUCCCAGCGACUUUACAGAAUUUGACAAACUUAGUCACCUUUGAUUUAGGGAACAAUUUGUUGACAGGUAUUAUCCCUUCUUGGAUAGGAAAAAAGUUAUCAAAACUUAAAAUCUUGAAUCUCCAAUCAAAUAAUUUCAUGGGUAGGAUUCCACCGGAACUUUGUCAAAACAAUUAUCUUCAGCAUCUAAACUUAGCAGAUAAUAGCAUAACUGGCAUGAUCCCUCGUUGCUUCUAUAAUUUAACUGGCAUGAUCUGGACUAAUGUUAAUUUCGAAUAUAAUGGCACUGGAUAUGAAGAAAAUAUUGAGGUUUACAUAAAGGGUCUUCAAUUGAAGUACACUAAAACAGUUAAGUUUCUCAUAUCCUUGGACCUCUCAAGCAACCAAAUUUUUGGAAAAAUUCCUGGUGUUUUGAUGAACCUUGUAGCGUUGAAGAAUUUGAAUCUUUCGAGAAACUUGCUAAGCGGACAUAUUCCAUCAACGAUUGGAAAUCUAAAGCAAAUAGAAUCCUUAGAUUUGUCAGCGAAUAAGUUAUCUGGUCGAAUUCCCCCAAGCUUAGCUAGCUUAAACUUUCUAAGCUGCUUGAAUGUAUCCUUCAAUAACUUAAGUGGCCCGAUACCAACUGGGAAUCAACUUCAAACUUUAGGUGAUCCAUUAACUAUUUACGAAGGGAACACGGACCUAUGUGGUCCCUCACUAUCAAGGAGCUGCAAAGAAACUAAUUUACCGUAUGUUCAUGCUCGUAAGGAUGAAGGUGGGGAUGCUUUGCAAGGUUGCUCGUGGUUUUAUUUUGGUAUGGUCCCGGGUUUCGUUGUGGGUUUCGUGGGACUUAUUGGUAGCUUGUACUUUAUUAGGACUUGGAGGGUAACUUACUUUAAGAUCAUAGAGAAUUUUUACGCUUUUCAAAAGAUUUCAAUGAUAGUGACUCUUGCGCGGCUGAGGUGGAAGAUUUUCAGAUAA